CUCCAACAAUGCCAUAAUGGGCCGACGCGUUGUGGGAGGGCAAAGGCGGGCAGGCAGGUAAAAACCCUCAGGAGCUUCCUCAUUGUGGAGCAGGAAAGAAUUCAUCCCAGCGUGUAAGCAGCUGUGAGCCUUCUACUUGAGAACCAUGUUCUCUUCUGCGGCCCCCUACAAGAACCAGCACUAUGCUGCGCUGAAGAAGGACUGUAUCAAGAGUAAGAAACUGUUUGAAGAUCCAGAGUUCCCGUCCAUAGAUGCGUCGCUGUAUUUUCGGAAACCACCACCCGGUAGGGUGCAUUGGAAACGUCCUGGGGAGAUCAGUAAUGAUCCUCAUCUGUUUGUGGAGGGUGUCAGCGCCCAUGACUUGAACCAGGGCUCUGUGGGGAACUGCUGGUUUGUGGCCGCCUGCUCGUGUCUGGCCCUGAAACCAAACCUCUGGAAGAAGGUAAUCCCAGACUGGAAAGAGCAGGAGUGGGACUCGAAACAUCCGGAGAACUAUGCCGGAAUCUUUCACUUUCAGUUUUGGGUGUUUGGAGAGUGGGUGGAUGUGGUAGUGGAUGACCGGCUUCCUACAAUCAAUGGAGAGCUCAUUUACUGUCACUCGAAAGACAACAAUGAAUUCUGGAGUGCUCUGCUGGAAAAAGCCUACGCAAAGCUCUCAGGCUGCUAUGAGUCGCUGGAGGGGGGCAACACUGGGGAUGCUGUGGUGGACUUUAGUGGCGCUGUGGCGGAGGCCAUCAAUCUGGAAGCGGAGGUUUACUAUAAAGACCAGGAGAAGCUAGACCAUCUCUUUGCGGAUCUCCUCAAAGUCUAUGACCGUGGCGGAAUCAUAAGUUGCUCUAUCAAGGCAGAACCUCACGAACUUGAGCUCAAGUUGGCUAACGGGCUGGUGAAAGGUCACGCCUACUCGGUGACGGCGGUGAACAGGGUGCGUUUGGGUCACGGGCUGCUGGCCUACUUCAAGAAUGAAACCAUCCCCAUGAUCCGCAUGAGGAAUCCCUGGGGCAAGACUGAGUGGAACGGAGCCUGGAGUGACAGCUCUGAGGAAUGGGCAAAGGUUGGUGACACAGAAAGAGGUAACCUCGGCAUCACAGUGGAGGACGACGGCGAGUUCUGGAUGUCUUUCACAGACUGGUGCAAGCACUUUACGGAUGCCGACUUGUGCCGCCUCAUCAAUACGUCGCUGCUCAGCAUCCACAAGACCUGGCAUGAGGUGGUCCACUUUGGGAGCUGGACCAAGCAAGCGGAGCCUCUUUUAAACCGCUGCGGUGGCUGCGCUAACCACAAGUCCACCUUCUUGCAGAACCCGCAGUACAUAUUUGAUGUCACAAAGGAAGCCGACGAAGUGCUUGUCUCAUUACAACAAAGAGAUAUGAAAAUCCACAGGAAAUUUGGUCAAGGGGAAAAUCUGACAAUUGGCUUCAGCAUCUUCAAGGUGGAACUGAACAGAAAAUACAGGUUGCAUGACAUUCUGACCCAGAAGUGCAUGGCAACGUCGACCUACAUCAAUGCCCGCACGGUCUUCAUGAGGUGCACGUUGGAGCAGGGACGCUACGUCAUCCUCCCAACCACCUUCAAGCCUCACAUUCUGGGCGACUACAUGCUCCGACUCUUCACGGAUCUGGACUCAGGCUGCAGGGAGCUGAGCUUGGAUAAGCCCCGGGUGAGAUGCUGGAGUUCCUUCCUGGGAUACCCGCAAGUGGUGACCCACGUUUACGUGCAUGCUGCUGAAGGACUGCAGAAUCAGGACAGUUCGGGGGGCGCAGACCCAUAUGUGAUCAUAAGCUCUGAGGGCAACUCUGUAAAAUCUGCAAUCCAGAAGGACACUUUAACACCAGAAUUUGGAACUAGUGGUAUUUUCUACAGGAAGAAGCCCAGGAAGCCUUUAACUGUGCAGAUCUGGAACAGUAACGCAGUGCAGGACCAGUUCAUGGGCCAAGUGGUGCUGUCCGGUUCUCCAAAGGACAUCACCGAUCCUCAAAGGCUUCAGCUGAGGAAGCAAGGCAGCAACAUGGCCGACGAGAUGCCCGGCAGCAUAACUUUGAGAAUAAUCACGUCCACUCAGCUCACCGCCAUUUGAGCCUCAACCACUGACUGCACGAGUUCAAACGGAACUGUGAAACUAUGACGACAACUUUCCAUUAAGGUCUUCGCUUUCUAUAAUUUGCAUAUUUGUAAAGCAAAACCAUGUUGGACAGUGUGAAUGUCUUUUUUUACGUGUAACUUAUACAUACUACUAUGAUCUGGCUUUUCAUACUAUUAUGAUCUGGCUUACAAAUACUGUAUAUUGUAUAACUCCCGAGAUCAUCUCUAAGGCUCAUAAUAAUUUGUUCAUUUUAUAAGUCAUUGUCAUAUACACUUAACCACUGUUUUUAAAGAUGUUACUGCAUUGCAUUGUACAGAGAGAUGUUUCUAGUAUUAUGGUGACCUUAUAAGGGGCAAAAUAUUAGAAACAGCACCAAAUAUGAUGUAUAAAUACCUGCUUAAUAUGUGACACUGUCAGUAUUUUCUUUGUUCA
Syngnathoides biaculeatus (alligator pipefish) is the source of this 2515-nucleotide messenger RNA. RefSeq names its product calpain-5-like. Gene Ontology annotation, molecular function: calcium-dependent cysteine-type endopeptidase activity. The transcript has 13 exons. The coding region runs from base 146 to 2077 and encodes 643 amino acids. NCBI's taxonomy places the organism in Eukaryota, Metazoa, Chordata, Actinopteri, Syngnathiformes, Syngnathidae. Gene Ontology annotation, cellular component: cytoplasm. Gene Ontology annotation, biological process: proteolysis. The record is from RefSeq and is a predicted model, not a curated record.